AUGACAAACCUACGUAAAUCACACCCCCUAAUCAAAAUUAUUAAUCACUCACUCAUCGAUUUACCAACACCAUCUAGUAUCUCAACAUGAUGAAACUUCGGAUCCCUACUAGGAGUAUGCCUAGGAUUACAAAUCGUUACCGGGCUAUUCCUAGCAAUACACUACACAUCCGACACCCUUACGGCCUUUUCAUCAGUAACCCAUAUCUGUCGAGACGUUAACUACGGCUGAAUAAUCCGAUAUCUACACGCCAACGGCGCAUCCAUAUUCUUCAUCUGCCUGUUCCUACACGUAGGACGAGGUAUCUACUAUGGGUCUUACCACUUCAAAGAAACAUGAAACAUUGGCAUCAUCUUAUUAUUCACAGUAAUAGCAACCGCAUUUAUAGGAUAUGUUCUCCCAUGAGGACAAAUAUCAUUUUGAGGAGCUACGGUCAUUACAAAUCUAUUAUCAGCCAUCCCAUAUAUAGGAACAACCCUAGUAGAAUGAAUUUGAGGAGGAUUCUCAGUAGACAAAGCCACACUCACCCGAUUCUUCGCCUUCCACUUCAUCCUACCAUUCAUCAUCACAGCCCUAGUGAUAGUUCACCUUUUAUUCCUUCACGAAACAGGAUCAAGUAACCCAUCAGGCCUAGACUCCAAUGCCGAUAAAAUCCCAUUUCACCCAUAUUUUACAAUUAAGGACAUCCUAGGAGCUAUAGUAUUAACGAUUACCCUCACAUCCCUAGUCCUAUUUUUCCCAGACCUACUAGGAGAUCCAGACAACUACACCCCCGCAAACCCCCUAAAUACACCACCACACAUCAAACCAGAAUGAUACUUCCUAUUCGCCUACGCCAUCCUACGCUCCAUCCCAAACAAACUAGGAGGGGUAUUAGCCCUAAUCUUAUCAAUCCUAAUCCUAGCUAUUAUACCCAUACUACACACAUCAGCCCAACGAAGCCUAACCUUCCGACCAAUCAGCCAACUACUAUUCUGAAUACUAGUAGCAGAUCUAAUUACCCUAACAUGAAUUGGAGGUCAACCGGUUGAACACCCAUUCAUCAUUAUUGGCCAAGUAGCCUCAAUUCUAUACUUCUCAAUCAUCCUAAUCCUAAUACCACUAGCAGGUUUAGUAGAAAAUAAAAUCAUAAAACUCUAA
This is a messenger RNA of Nannospalax galili (Upper Galilee mountains blind mole rat), 1140 nucleotides long. Lineage: Eukaryota; Metazoa; Chordata; Mammalia; Rodentia; Spalacidae. The record is from the annotation of a RefSeq genome assembly.